Molecule: messenger RNA, 3348 nt
Organism: Anarrhichthys ocellatus (wolf-eel)
Lineage: Eukaryota; Metazoa; Chordata; Actinopteri; Perciformes; Anarhichadidae
Gene: alg5
Product: ALG5 dolichyl-phosphate beta-glucosyltransferase
Exons: 10
Coding region: 147-1115 (322 amino acids)
Biological process (GO): protein N-linked glycosylation
Cellular component (GO): endoplasmic reticulum membrane
Source: RefSeq, a predicted model, not a curated record
CCGUGUCGCCGCUGUGUUCAGUUUUGAUUGGAAGUGGAAAAUAGAAGCACUCUUAUAGAGUGAUUCCACCUUUAACAGCUUGUGUUUUUCUUGUAUAUUCAGGACACUUAGGGUCUGUCAGUUGGUGCAGGCUAACUUAUGGAAAAAUGGAUUUCCUCUGUGAAAUAGUUCAAGCCUUGGUGGCAUUGGCAGCUCUAUGUUUUAUUGUGGUGCUCAUUGUAGCACACGUCACUGCCGAGAUGGUGAACCUGACGCGCCACGAGAAGGAGAAAUACUUCCUCACCGCGUCAGGAGAGAAGGAGCUUUUCCCCAGCCUGCAUGAUCCCCAUUCCAGGGAGCUCUCAGUGGUGAUCCCGGCCUACAACGAGGAACUUCGAAUGCCGGUGAUGUUGGAUGAAGCUACAGAGUACUUGGAAAACAGACAGAAACAGCAGCCCUCUUUUACCUAUGAGGUCAUCGUGGUUGACGAUGGCAGCAAAGACAAAACCACAGAGGUUGCGUUGCGCUACAGUAGGAAGUACGGUGCGGAUAAAGUGCGGAUCCUGACACUGGUGAAGAACAGGGGGAAAGGAGGAGCUGUGCGGAUGGGAACUCUGAGCUCCAGAGGGAAAGUCAUUCUGAUGGCAGAUGCUGACGGAGCCACAAAGUUUUCUGACAUUGAGAAAGUGGAGGCUGGACUUAAUGCCCUCAACCCUAAACCGGAGAACAUGGCAAUUUCCUGUGGUUCCAGAGCUCACCUGGAGGAUGACUCAGUAGCACAGCGGUCUAUGUUUCGUACAUUCCUCAUGUAUGGCUUUCACUUCCUGGUGUGGUUCCUUUGCGUGAGAGGGAUCAAGGACACACAGUGCGGAUUCAAGCUUUUCACACGUGAGGCUGCGCUCAAGACCUUCUCUGCUCUCCAUGUAGAGCAAUGGGCUUUUGAUGCGGAGCUCCUGUAUAUUGCCCAGUGUUUUAAAAUCCCCAUAGCAGAGGUGGCGGUCAACUGGACUGAAAUAGAAGGGUCCAAGCUGGUCCCGUUUUGGAGCUGGCUGCAGAUGGGACGAGACCUGAUUUUCAUUCGCCUGCGCUACUUCACCAGAGCCUGGAAACUGCAGUCACCACGGAAGACUGACUAGCCAAUCAGACAAGCCCUGGUGUCACAGAGACAGCCUAUGAUAGGGCCAUCAAACCUUUGGAUGAGGUGGGAUGAACAACUGUGUCCGUCAAUCACUGUAAUCAAGAACAAAGUGCAUCAUCUUUUCCCUCUCCAGAUGUCAUCGGGUGUGAAGUGUUGACACAGUUGUGAGUUCUUCAUGGGCCCUGCCUUUUUUUUUUUUUUUUUAUUUGGAUUUCCGCUUGUGAUGGCCGUUGUUACAUGCACAUCUCUGUUUAUUUUGUGGCCAAUCAGCUGUAAGUGAGAGAGCCUUGUAGUGAAAUGUGGAGGAUCUGUGUGUCAUGAUUCGGAUGAGUAGAAUGAAUGUUACUAUAUGAGAUUUUCAAAAGGGAGAGGUUGUAUUUUUAAAGGAAACAUGACCGUGGAUUGAUGGACUAUAUGACUUGAACCAAAAUAAAAAAGGUUAAUGAUUUAUGAUUUAAUGAUCGUUAUUAACCUACAAACUACAACUGCAACAAUCAGUCGAUUAAUCGAUUAGUCGGUCAGCAGAAAUGUGACUUUUCCUCUGCAACUAUUUUGAUAAAUGAUCGUUAAAGUUAUUUUUCUUGCAAACAUUUGAGCAUUCUAUAUUCUCACACUCAAUUUGCUGCCAUCUUUGGUCUUACAUUGGGUGAAAUUAAAAUUAUGUUUUGUUUUUUUUAACUGUUAAUCGGAUAACAAAGUGUAUUUAAUGUUGUCACCAUAGUCAGUAAUCGAUGAAGCCCUACUACAGGCAGGAAAAAAACAACAGACUUUACAUAUUACUUUUUGAAACGGAAAUGAUUUCUCACAGGAAGAAAAGAGAGAAUUAAUGUCAAUAUAAAAAAGCACAGAUUUGGCUUCUCUGACUGACACUCUGUGGGACGCUCUUUGAGAUUCGGGGAGAGCCAACGGUAAAAACAUGAUCACCUAGUGGGCCGCCUCUGAUCUGGGAGCAGCUAGAAAACUUGAGAAUCAAUCAUAAGGUGAUAUGAAGCCAGUAGAUGCACUUUAACUAGUGUACUGUGUGAUCUACAUGUUCCCAUGUGUUCUAAGCCAUAGCUGCAGAGUUCUGGACCAGUAACAGCUGUGCUUGAAAAAAUCUGAUAUAUUUUUCUAAAUCUUUAAGCUUGAGGACUUAUUUCCAGUGUUGUUUGUUUAAAAAUAGCAGUGAUUUCUCAUGGAGCUCAUGAGUUGCUUCACUGUUUAACAUUUAAAACUGUGGUAUGUGGUAUCCUGUCUCUUCUUUGCACAGUCACACCCAAAGCCUCACACUGCUAAUGUCAUCUUUCUCUUAAGUGCUUGAUGUCUAACUGCAAAAUGUGUCAGAUGCACCAUCUUAACACUCACUGUUUCCCAAACUGGGGAUCGGACAUCCUUCGGAAGGAACUAGGCCCAGGAGCAGAUCAGUUAAAUAUUAUUUCGAGAAAUCUGCAGGAUCUGACCCCACUUGCUGUUUGUAGAAUUGGUAUAAAAUUAGAUUUAACUUAAAUCAUCAGAUGAAGUUAGCUAGGGGUCAUCAUCAUCAUCAUCAUGAGUUUGCCCUUUCCCUGGCAAGAAAGAGAGUGGGGAAACCCUUUAUUACUAAAGCCUUCGCCUGUCUCCUAAACCUCAUGUGAACAUCUUGGAAAGCGUCCAGCAAGCGUUUUUGCGGUCUGAGCAAAUGAAGUUCUUCAUAGUGCUGUUUUCUUAUGCAAGCCGGAGGUCUGUGGCUCUACAAAGAUGCGGAUGUCGCUCAGGGGCCCCGGGGAGCGCAUCCUGUUUGUGCCCUGCCUGCUAGUCUGUCUGUCUGCCCUCUGCCGCCAGACAAGACACAGAGAGCUGAUGAACCAUACUCUGGCUGCGGUUUCCUGCCUGGAGGCAGCGCUUCAGUUAAAAAGGUGACGCAAUUUACAUGAAAGGGGUAUUUCACUGAUCUACCCGAGUCACUGCGGGAAGAAGUUUUCACCUUAACUUGUGUGUGAUGUCCCUAUGACCAUUAAUUGAAAGACUGGAAGCCAAAUAAAUACUCUGAGAGCACACGUAUUGAUGGGUUGUUUUCUUAUGUGCUCGUUUAGAGCGCUCCUCGUUCUGCCCUGAGAACCUCCUCGCGUCUUCCUUGAGUACCCGGACUAGUUUUUGGAAAUACCUGGCUUUGACAGACCACCACCUAUAUUUGUGACACACGGCAGUUUUAUCCUGAUCAAAAUCAUAAGUUUUUUUGGCCAGGGUUCCCAGAGUGCUUUCACCUCGUGCCG